This is a messenger RNA of Closterium sp. NIES-65, 2397 nucleotides long. Lineage: Eukaryota; Viridiplantae; Streptophyta; Zygnematophyceae; Desmidiales; Closteriaceae. The record is from the annotation of a GenBank genome assembly.
AUGUCUCGCUGCUGGCCGUAUCCCCCGCCGGGGUUCCAGAAGAAGCCUCGGGAUCCGUCUCUAAGCGUUCCUAAGGAGACGAGAUCGGAGGGGAAAGAUAAAGAUCGAGACAAGGAUAAGAAAAAGAAGAAGAAGAAGCGGCAUAGGGAAGGGGGCGAGGGGGAAGACAAGGAGGAGCGGAAGCGGCGCAAGGAGGAGAAGAAGCGUUCUAAGGAGUCAAAAGAGCCCAAGGAAACUAGAGAACCCAGGGAUUCUAAGGAAUCAAAGGGAAAGGAGUCUAAGGAGAAGGAGUCUAAGGAGCACCGGAAGCAGUCGUCUGAAGACUCGGCGCGCAAGGAGAAGGAUGGGAACACGGAGAGGGGGGCGGGCGGGGAGAAGGGGAAGGGCGGGGACACGGAUAAGGGGAAGGGCGGGGAGAAAGAGAAGGGUGAGAAAGGGGAGGGUUUGCGUUUGGAGACGUCUCGGAAAGAGGAGAAGAGCAAGGGAGAGAAGGGUGAGGGUUUGGGUCUUGAGACGUCUCAAGAGGAGGAGAAGGGCAAAGGCAGGGGGGAUGACGGUCAGGGUUCGGGGAAAGAUAAGGGUGAGGGCGAAAAGCAGAAGAGUGAAUUGCGGAAAGAUGUGGGGAAGGAGGAGGAGCAACGGGAAAAGGCGAGUGGAGAGGGGAAGGAAGGGAAGGAAGGGAAGGAGGGGAAGGAGGAGAAGGGAAAGGAAGAGAAGAGGAAGGAGGAGAGGAAAGAGGGGAAUAAGGAGGAGAGAAGGAAAGAUGAGAAGAAGAAGGAGGAUAAGCAUAAGGAUGAGAAGAGGAAGGAGGAGCGACACAAAGAGAAGGAGAAGCGGAGGGAGGAGAAGCGGCGAGACGAGAAGCACAGAGACAAGCAUAAAGACAAGAAGCAGGACCGCAAGGCAGUGCCUCAAGGCAUGCCCAACGGGGAGAACGGCAUUCCCCGCGCUCCUGCCCCCCCGGAUACACGUGGCGUUAACGCAUUGGACACACGUGGCACUAAUGCGUUGGAGCCACGCGGUGUUAAUGCAUUGGAUACACGUGGCACCAGCACAGCUGACGCACGUGCUUCCAGCAAGCAGGAAAAGCAGGAUACACGUGCGUCUCAGCAGCAGGACACACGCCCCUCCGCAACCCUUAACGAACGGAUCUCGAAAUCAACGGACGGCAAUGCUCGGGAUCUGAGCUCAGCACCAGGAGCGCCCAAGCCGCUGCACGGGUCAGUCUCAACCCCUGAUCUCCGGACAGGUCAAGAUCAACGGCUGCGAUCGUCCGACAGCCGGGGGCAUCACGAUUUGAAAUCAGAGGACGUGAGACUGGGGAACGGGGAGGGGGAGGUGAGAAGGGAGACUGAGGGGACGGAUAGGGACAGGCAGGAUAGGAGAGAGGGGAAGGGACGGCAGGGAGAAGGUGGGCAGGUCUCCUCAGGUGCUGCUGUGAGAGCAACAUCAGAGCCUUCUAAAUCUGGAGGGAAGCCGGGGUUAGAGGAGCUGAGAGAUCUCCAAUCAGCAAUGGAGUUGAGAGGAACGGGAGCGAAAGGGGCUCCUGCUGCAGCCGCUGCCGCGCCGGGCGUGGGUGGAGUUGGAGAGAAGCGGGCCGGAGUGUCGCCAAGCGAUAAACCUCCGGUGCACGGAGCAGGGAGGCAGAACGGGCGGGUGGGCGACCUGCUGCAGAGCCACAAGCGCAGCCACGGCAGCCAGAGCAGCCAGGGCAGUUUGGGAAGUCAAGGUAGUCAACCCAGUCAAGGCAGUCAUGGCAGUCAGAGGCUCGGGAAGGAGGGACAAGCAGCAGGGCAGGGCACAGGGGAUGGGGAUAAGGGAGGGCAUGGGACUCGUGAGGGUUCGGACCGUCGCCACCACCACCAUCAUCAUCAUCCUUCCCGCCUCGCCUCGUCCUCCUGUGUCUCAGAGCCUGGUGCUGGACCGAGCGCCUCUGCUGCAGCUGCUGCUGCUGCUCUGAAAGGGAUGGGGCGUUCGGCCAGUUUAGGGGCAGUGGUGGUGGAUCAGACGUUCCUCGCAUUCGACAACGCCACACACGGGCUUGCUGAGGCGCUGGCUGAGAUGGAAGCCGAAGUGAGCUUUGCUGACUGGCUCAUGCCUGAGCUGGGGGUGGGCGAGAGGGGGGAGGGAGAUUUGGGAGGUGUGAGUGGUGUGGGGGUGAAAGAUGGAGGGGUGAAAGGUGGGGGUUUGGAGGGGAAGGAUGUGGAAGAGAGGAGGGUGAGAGAGAGUGGGAUGCAGGAUGUGGAUAUGAAGGAUGGUGCUGGAGGUGAGGAUGAGGGGGGUGAGGAUGAUGAGGAGGAAGGGGACGGGGAGAAGAGUGAGAGAGUGGUGUGGGCAAGCCCGAGGUACCUUCCGGAGUUUGACGUCUGUAUACUGCCCUUCAUCCCGCCCUUCUGA